UGCCCAGUGUUUUCAGUGAGACAGCCAGCCGCUGCCUGACCCGUGCAUGCCAACCGGACCCGACCAGCAUCGCGCAGCCACCCGACACAAACAAAUAGUGCAACCCAAACCCUACUCGCGCAACCGUCACUUUGACAGCGCGAUUCUUUAGCGGCUUUGAUCCCAUUCUUCACGACCCCUGCCGCGAGUUGAGUUGUAUGUCUCUGGGGUCAGAUUUGCGCGCUCCAUUAUUGUCAUUCGUCCGACCCCAUCGUUAUACAAAUUUAAACUGAUAUCAAAUGUCUGACACAACAUUAAACGUGCUGACCCUUGGCAGCAGGUUUACAGUGUCGGCGCGCGGUGACGUUAGCAGCUACUUCAACACACAAAUGGUGCUCGACCUUAACGAAGAGUCGGGCGAGCUCAUCAAAUCGCCCUCCCCGCCGCCCAGCCACGAUGGGUCGGCGAGCGGCGAGGGCGAAGGCGAGGGCGAGGCGAGUGGCGACGAGCGGCCACCAUCGCCACCGCGCGCGCCCUCCGCGCCCCUCCCGCACCCCUCGCACCCCCAUCACCCCGCGCACGCCCAUCACCACGCGCACGCGCUGCCGCUACCGCUGCACGCGCCGCAGCCGCCGAAUGUCUUCGGUGGCAGCGGCGCGGGCUCGGCGCUGGCGCAGCUCCAGCACCUCCUUCUCACACAGCACGGGGCGCAUUCGCUACUGUUACACACACAGGUACAACAAGCGGUGGCCCAGGCGGCGGCGCAGCAGCUGCAGCAGCUGCAGGCGCGCGCGGCGGCCGGCGCGCACGCCGCGCACGCGCACCUCGCGCCCGACCGCACCAUCGACCUGCACGGUAACACUCCCGACUUGCUAGACCAGAAACACACAGAGGGUCGGUCGCCAAGUCCUCGGCGCACGCCUCCCGGCGCAGGCGCAUUCCUGACGCCGAUGACGCCGGGCUCUGGUCGCGCGCGCUCGCCGCUCCACGCGCACGCGCACGCACACACGCCCCUGCACGCGCACGCUCACAAGCCGCGCGCGCUCGAGCCCGCCGCCGACGACACUGCUGACCUCGAGGAGCUAGAACACUUCGCGAAGACCUUUAAACAGCGCCGAAUCAAACUUGGAUUCACUCAAGGCGACGUGGGUCUAGCAAUGGGCAAGCUAUACGGGAACGACUUUUCCCAAACGACGAUCUCGCGCUUUGAGGCGCUGAACCUGAGCUUCAAAAACAUGUGCAAGCUGAAACCGCUUUUGCAAAAGUGGUUGGAAGACGCAGACUCGUCACUGGCGGGCGGAGGAGGCGGCGGCGCGCCCGGGCCCGGCGCGCUAGCUGAAGCCGUGGGCCGCCGCCGCAAGAAGCGCACCAGCAUCGAGUCGGGCGUACGCGUCGCGCUCGAGAAAGCCUUCCUGCACAACCCCAAGCCCACUAGCGAGGAGAUCGCCGCGCUGGCCGACGCGCUCGCCAUGGAGAAGGAGGUGGUCCGCGUCUGGUUCUGCAACCGCCGCCAGAAGGUAAAGCGCACGCGCCACGAAUCCGACGUGAUGGCCGGCGUCGCGCCGCCGCUCACUAACGCCGCUUGUUGGGGUGUGCAGGAGAAGCGCAUCAACCCGCCGCCGGGCGAGAGCGCGGGCCCCGGUGCGCUGUCGUUGUCGCUGCCGAGCGCGCUGCACGCCGCCGCGCUGCAACCUCUGGCCCUGCUGGCGCGGCGACCGGCGCCCGGCGCUGCUGGCGACUGACCCGGCGCGCCGACUCUCGCGCCGCCCUCACAUAUCCCGUCGCUGUAAAUAGGCGCCGCCGCCCCCCGCACUGUACAUACGCAUAUUAGCGGGCAGGCGCGCAGCGCCGGCUAGUCCGUAAGUCUAUCUUAUAAUGUGAAUUCUAUUUAUGUUUAGUGGAGCUGCGGCUCGGAGUGUAGGCCCUCGAGCGAUGCGCGCCCGCGGCCCCGGUGCCGCGGUCAUAUCAGUAGCGCGCCGCACGUGCGUGUAUGUACGGUGGAUGUGUAGAAAACUAUCUAUAUGUUACAAUAAAAGAUGAUAGAGACUA
This is a messenger RNA of Cydia pomonella (codling moth), 2028 nucleotides long. RefSeq names its product protein nubbin-like. Gene Ontology annotation, biological process: regulation of transcription by RNA polymerase II. The record is from RefSeq and is a predicted model, not a curated record. NCBI's taxonomy places the organism in Eukaryota, Metazoa, Arthropoda, Insecta, Lepidoptera, Tortricidae. Gene Ontology annotation, molecular function: RNA polymerase II cis-regulatory region sequence-specific DNA binding; DNA-binding transcription factor activity, RNA polymerase II-specific. The transcript is spliced from 8 exons. Bases 279 to 1721 code for a protein of 480 amino acids.